This is a messenger RNA of Eurytemora carolleeae, 6999 nucleotides long. RefSeq lists its product as uncharacterized. The record is from RefSeq and is a predicted model, not a curated record. Gene Ontology annotation, molecular function: protein binding; transcription termination site sequence-specific DNA binding; helicase activity. Gene Ontology annotation, biological process: termination of RNA polymerase II transcription. NCBI's taxonomy places the organism in Eukaryota, Metazoa, Arthropoda, Copepoda, Calanoida, Temoridae. Gene Ontology annotation, cellular component: nuclear body. The transcript is spliced from 43 exons. The coding region runs from base 1 to 6864 and encodes 2287 amino acids.
AUGCCGCAUCAACAUUUGUUACAAGCGAGUUGUAUUCGUGUUGGCAGGAAAAAAGCUGAAAAUGACAAAUGGAUUCCAUCGGCCAAAAAUAUUUCGAGAAAUCAUCUAAAAUUCAUAAGACACGGAUCACCAGAAGACUGGCAAAAUGUCCGUUGGUCUCUUCAAGAUCUUGGCGCUAGUAAUGGAACCUUCAUCAAUACGGAUCGUCUGCCCAAUAACGGAGCUGAAGUCUUGAAUGCGGGAGAUCUGAUAGGAAUUGGAACUCAAGAUGAUCGUAGUAGUAAGGAUCGAGGGGAGGAAACAUAUGUUUAUUGUAUCAGAGCACCCCCGGCUUUCAACCAGUUAAAUGCAAACGGAGAUGAUGAUAUUGAAACAGACGAGGAUACCCCGCCUCCUAGUGUCGAAUCUGAACAUAUUGGAGAAAAUUUGUCAUCCUCCUCUCUUCAUGGAACCUCAUCCUCGACACUUCAACAUUCAUCAUCAUCUAAACCCUUGGAAACCUCAUCCCAUCCUCCUCAUGCAUCCUCGACCACAACUCAACCAUCCUCUUGUCCUUCUUUACAAACAUCCUCUUCAUCCUCAGUAUUUAAGAUUCUUCAGAAAAAUGAAUACGCCGACAAAGAUGGAAAGUCGGCAAAACCUGCGGGUAACCCUGAAAAUAAACCAGCAGAGAAGCAUGUUGAAACCACUUUAGAGAAACCUUUAGAAGCUUCAAAAGAAAACCCUUCAGAAACCCCUGAAAAAAAACCUACAGAAGCCUCUGAAGAUAAACCCAAAGAAGCCUCUGAAGAUAAACCUACAGAAGCCCCUAAAGAGAAACUCUUAGAAGCUUCUGUAGAGAAACCUUUCGAAGGCCUCAUAGAAAAAACAAUUGAAGACUUAAAAAAGAAACCAUUAGAAAUUCCAAAAGAAACCUCUUUAAAAGCCUCUAAAAAUGAAUCCGAUGUGAAGAAAUCAAACUCAAAGGAAGCACAGAGCGUAGCAAGUUCUUCUACAUCCAGUAGAAAUAAUCUCUCUACUCAGAAUAAGAAGGGAGAAAAGAGAAUUUGUGUCAACAACUCUGGAAGUGAAGAUGAUGCCCCAGUAAGGAAGAAAACUAGGAUUUCUCCAAGUUCGUUCAGUUCCUCCAAUAGUAGUGUAGACCUUACAAGUGAUAGUGAACCAGAUCUUGCGACUAUUAUUUCGACAUUGAAAAAUAAGAAAAGUCAGGUUUCGGUGAAAUUUAUUCCUCUACCGAAAAGAGCAGUUGGAGCCAAACUCAAUCAAAAGUGUAUACUAAAAGACGGGGAGCUUAAUGUGCAGUACAGUGUACGCAGAUGGAAGACGGUAUCUGUAGUACAGUACAAGCUAAUAUCCAGGAGGUGGAGAGGGUUGGCAGAUGAUGGUUCACAAGGAACUCCCCUCCUGGCUUUUCUAGAUUCUGGCGAAGGAAGUGGAAUAGAAAGUGAUUCCGAGAGUAAGAGUGAAAGUGAGAGAGAAAGUUCUGGAGAAAGUGACGAAGAAAACAGUGCAGGGGGAAAGCAACGGACCAGGAAAAGAAAACGUAAACACAAAUCUAUCAAACUCCCGAAGGAUGAGAGAAAAGAUGGUCAGAGCUCCAGACCGUCAGGGUCAGCUCAGGGUAGACCUUUUCAACAAUCUGAUUUCAGGAAGCAAACUCGACCCUCACGACUCACCGGACCUUCGGGAUUUAAAUCAGGGUUGCCAGGUUCCAGGCUAGUGCCUGUACCAGGGAACUAUGAGGAUAUUAGCAGUGACGAAGCAAUCAAUUUUGAACUGGAGAUCAUUGGUCAGGAUAAUAUCAGGCGAAGUAUAAUUGCAAAUGAAAAGUUCUCCGUGAUCAGAGCUCUGAAUGCCAGCCCUGUUCUAGCACCCAGAUCAAGUUCGGGGCCUUUCUCUACCUCAGAAGAGAGUAGGUCUGGACAACCUACUCCGGACCCUAAACCAUCAUCAGACCAUUCUUCUGGAUCGGAAAUUCCAAAUAUUGGUUCAAGUUUAGAUGUACUGCCUGGUUCCAAAUCUAGCAAUGAAUUAGUUGCAAAAGUAUCUGAUACAGGAGAAACUAAAGGCUCCGCUGGUACAUUUGCUGUAGGAUCUUUAGAGAUUAUUUCUAAAGAACAAGUUGCAAGAUCUUCUAAAAAAACAGGGGAGAAAGAAAGAACAGUGCUCAAGCCUCUGAAAUCUGCAUUAAAAAAGAGAAAUCCUGUUCUUGCUUUUCAGUCGGAAAUAGGAGAUGCAGAAGGAUCAGGAAAUGGAACUGGAGCAGGAUUAGGAGUUGUUCCUAAACCAGGAUCUGGAAAUAUACCAAGCUCAGGAUCAGGCCCAAGAGCACGGUUAGAGAUAUCUGAUGAUUCCGAUGAGGAUAUGUACGCUCCUCCCACCUCUAAAAGUGUCUCCAGAGACCCUACUUCAGAGACUAAACCCGAGGUCAAGAUAAAACAAGAAAAUGAAAAGGAGUUGAAGAUAAAAGCUGAACUAAUCAAGUCUGCUGGGUUCGAUCCCCAAUGGUUUCCACAGGCUACUAAUGUAAAUGAUGAUGAUGUUAUUUAUAUCAACGAUUCUGACGAUGAAGAUGAAUAUAUAUCCAUGUCGCAAUCUGUUUUGUCGGAGGAUGGAAGAAACGAGCAGAGCGAGCCAGAAAACGAGCAAAGCGAGCCAGAGAACGAGCAGAGUGAGUGCGACUUGGACGUUGAAAUACUAGAAUACAAGAGAAGGGAAGAAGAUAAGAGUGGUGGCGAGAGUUCAGGAGUAGAGGAUAGUGAUGACAACGAUAUUGUUGCUUCAUCUCAAACUGGUUUAUUCCGCACAAUCGUCGCCAAACAUAAGCUGCCCAUCAAAACUUUUGUCAAGAUAAAAUGUGAAGGUUCUCAAAGCUUCACUGAAGAAGAGGUUUGUACGAACUUUUCAACUGAUCUAACAAGAACCAGCUCAGGGGGAGGAGAAGAGGAGAGCCAGAGUCUUUUAGACAACCAGGAGGAUGUGGAAGAGGAUCUUGUAAACGAUGUUCUAGAGACUCUAGGUCUGUCUGCUGAUACUGAGCUUGUGAAAGCUGCAAUAUUAAAGGACAAGGAGCUGGGGGGACCAAUCUCAUAUGAGAAUGUUUUCAAAUUUGCCAGGGAUGAGAUUGAACAGAGGUUGGUGGACGGGGUGAUGAAGAAGGUUGGAUGUAGCCGGGGGCUGGUCAGGGAGUGCUUGGCAGAGUUGAGAGGAGAGGAGCAGAUGGUUUUUAUAGAAACUAUAUCCAAGGAAAUUCUUAUCAAGAACUCUCUUACAGAGUUCCUUUGUCAGUCACCCUUUUAUAGCAGAGAUAUGGUCAGUUGCGUACUGGAUGAAUUCCAAGCUGAACAGAAGGAUUUUGAUAGAGAAAUUGUGAUUGAAGAACUAGAGAAAAGGAAAAGGAUAAAUGAAGAAAAGAUAAAAUAUGCGAAAUUGGCAACCAAAGUUCUUGCAAAGAAGACACAAAAACUUGAAGAUGAGGAUCCAAAUGAAGACUUGAAGAAAGAUGAAAGUGUAAAAUCCCCGGAACUGGUUUGCAUUAGUGAUGAUGAUGGAAUACCAAUGGAUGAUGAUGCACAAUCUGAUGAUGAUUCCUCUAAACCAUUAAUAGCGGAUCCGUCUAGAUCUGAUGAUAAUGAUCAUUGCCCAAUAUCAGCACUGGAUCAUCGUACAAGUUCUGCUUUGGAUAGUUUAGACCAAGAUGAUGAAUGCUCAAGGUCAGUAUUAGAUAAUACAGACAAUGAAUCAAUUGAUGAUCUUCUAAAUGAUUCUGACAACGAAGAGCUUGUGAAAAUCUUGGAUGCCGGAGAAGCACAUUUAAAGAAACAGUCGAAACCAAUCCAACAACAAGAAUCAUCAAGCAAGAAACAAGACCUGAAGUCCUUGACUGAAAAACAUCUGUUUGAAGACGACAGCUCUGAUUUUGAGUCAGAACAAACUGCCACCAAAUCUGUUGAGCCAGAAAAGGUAAAGCCUCCAACAAUACGACAAGGGCCUAUUCUUAUGGAUGCCCUACCUCAACCUCAUCGCAAGGCCUUUAACCGAGGUAUCUCCCAGCAGACUGUCGGGGAGCUACUCUCCAAGUCCUCGAAGCAAGGCAGUAAACCCUUGAAGAAGGCUGAGCCCACUCCCAAGUAUGGAGGAAUGUUCCAGAAGAAAGCUCCAGAAGUUGACCGACCUAAAUCAAGGACGGAGCAAGUAGAGGAGAGAAAGCAAAGGCUGCGGGAGGUUGCAGAGAAAGGAAAGAAGCCGGAAAAGGCAAAACCUACUUCCUCCGGGCCUAUGGGGGUUAUGAAGUCUUCUCAGCCCAAAAACAAGAAAUUGUUAGAGGAUAUGCAGACAACCAUGAAACCUGUUUCUAGAAAGCCUGCUGAAAAACCAAGAAUAUCUGAGAAGAAAACGAAUGUACAAGCAGCUGCUGGAAUCACAAGACGUAGAAAUACUCUUCCAGAACAUUCGGAUUCUGUUCCCGCUGUGAAGCCUCGUGUUCGCCACCUGUCCGAGGCUGACGAGGACCGGGUAGAAGCUGAAAAAGAAGAUGAGGAAGACGAAGAUGAUGAUGAUGGUCAGAGGCCAGUGGGGUUUCUAGAGGCAGAAGCUAUGACAGACAGGAUGGCUGCUAGAAAGAAGAAGAUGGAGCGAACUGAAGAAGGGUAUAGGAUGAAGAAGAUGUCUGCUGAUAAUAUUGAUUACAACGUCUUAUCCCAGGAUAUAUCUAGGAAGCCUGUAAAGCCGGUCUUCUUGAAUUAUUCAUCAGUAAGCGCUCAAAAUCUGUCCUCAAAGAAGAAGAAGAAGAAGAGGAAGAAACUUUCCUGGAGAGACACGAAAGGAUUGCCAUUGACAGAUGUUCGAUUGAUUGAAGCUGACAACAAAAAUUUCAAAGUCAAAGAUAUGAAAGCGAAGGAUAUCAUGAACCACCAAGGCAAUCAAUUGGAGAAAAAGAAAGAAUUUUCAACGGAUGAUUUCAUCAAAAUUAUGUUGCACUGGUCUGUCAAGUGGAUUAAGGAGAGAAAGCUGUACAAGGAAGAACCUCCAGUUCACUCUAACUACUCUGCCAUCAAUCUCCCCGCUAAGUUUAACUGUUACGAGGAGUAUAAGCGCCUAUUUCUCCCUCUGAUCCUACUGGAGAUGUGGUCCUUUGUUAGCGGAGAAGCAGAUGAAAAGGAGGCACGAGGAGGAGAGGAUGUUCUCCCUGUCAUGGUCCAGGAGAUUACAACAGAUUCAAAGUUCAGGAGAUUUACAUGCUGCAGCCUUCUCACAGAGAAUGAGGCAAAAAGGGACCCGGGACAAAACGGUAUGCUUGUGUCCUUGGGGCUCAGCUACCAGAUCAAUAACUUGAGGCAGAAGGAGAUCCGAGCUGUGUUUGGUUAUGUGGAGGAGGUCAAGAAAACUCGGAUAAAUGACAUGAAGUUAAAUGAGAACGAGAAUCAGCAAAAGAAUCUGAUUAUGAAGAUUAAGAAGGAAAGGAAUGUCGAGUAUUGGACCACAUACAGAAUAAAAGCUAAGCUUGCAGCGGAUAAUCCAGCAGAUAAAACUAAACUGUGCAUUGACAAGCCAAUCAUAGUUAAGUUCCUGGCUCGGAUAAAGCCUGAGCUGCGGAAGGUUCAAGCCCUGCUGGAAUUACCCAAUUCUAAACUAAAACAUUGUAUUGUUAAUCCGCAGCUUAAUCAUCUUUCUGUCAGGCCCGGGAAUGAUGCUUUGCAUGUGAAUAUCAAAGAUAUAUCUCAGUUUAAGAUCUUGAAUGAGAUGCAGAGAAGAAUAGUUGUCAGCGUAUCUAGAUCUUGUCUCGAGAAUCCGGAAGAACCAAAAGUUCAUCUUAUUCAAGGGCCUCCUGGAACAGGCAAAUCCUCAACUAUUGUUGGAAUUAUUCUUCAGUUAAUCACCUCCAGACUUGGUAGCGUGGUGGGGGAGAGUUCCAAGAAUGACCGUGCGAGCGUGCCGCGUAUUCUUGUCUGCGCACCCUCGAAUGCCGCUGUGGAUGAAUUAGCGCUGAAACUGAAGGAUGUUAAAGAAAGUUUACCAGAAUCCAAGCAGUUCACCUUUAUCAGGAUGGGGGUAGUCAAGUCGAUGAACCCGAAUAUAAAGGCGCACAGCUUUGAUAACCUCCUGGAUAUGAUGGUAACUGCCGAUACAAGAAAGGUGAAGUGUUCAAGCUCUUUGGAAAGUGAUUUGACGAGUAAACAGACACGAGCUAAUGGUCUCUACAAGGAUUCACAGCUAGCUAAAGAUCAGGGAAACCUGGACCUAGCGGCGAAACUAGAGAGGGAUUGGAGGGAUGUAAUGAAGGAAAAAGAGAAGAUAAAAGUAUCUUUAAACAAACCUCUGGAACACAAACAGAGAAAUCAGAUCAGAGAAGAUGCUAUUCAUAGAUUGAUGAAGAAUGUUGAUAUCAUUCUAACAACCCUUUCCUCAUCUCUAAAUCAAGUUAUGGAUAACUACUUUAUCAGAGGUACUGGAUCUAAACGUGACAUGGAAUGCAUGAGAAAAAUCUCAGUUUGUAUUAUGGACGAAGCAAGUCAAUGUGUAGAACCAGAGUCCUUGAUGCCCCUGAAAAUGAAGUUCACAAAGUUGAUCCUGGUUGGUGAUCAUGAACAACUCCCUCCCACAGUCACCAGUCUGAAAGCCAAGAAAUGUGGUUUCAAUCAAUCACUUUUUGACAGAUUAGUAAAACUGUACAGUACUGGCGGGGGUAGACAAGACAAUGACGGUAUAAGCCCAGGACCACUUCUCAAGCUCAAUACUCAAUACAGGGAAAUCUGCUUUUUAAUCUUAAAAAACAAGGAUCAGCACUUUAUUUAUGUUGAUGUCAUUUUAAGUCAAAAACAGGCAUGUCACGCAUACACCCUUUACAACUUGUCGUCUUAUUGACGACGGAAAUAUCCUUCUUUUGCGACAACUCAAAAAGAAUUUAAGCAAGGAAGCUCAAAUUUUCGGCUUUUCUAAUUUACAUCAUGUUAACUUGUUAAGGCUAAAAGCUGGGCUAAUUUAUACAACUGCCUGAGU